Messenger RNA from Neltuma alba, 2749 nucleotides. Its product is annotated as phosphatidylinositol/phosphatidylcholine transfer protein SFH13. NCBI's taxonomy places the organism in Eukaryota, Viridiplantae, Streptophyta, Magnoliopsida, Fabales, Fabaceae. The coding region runs from base 342 to 2213 and encodes 623 amino acids. The record is from RefSeq and is a predicted model, not a curated record. The transcript has 16 exons.
GCUUCCCUUCCACCUCAACAAUCUCUCUCUCUCUCGUUCUUUGAGCUUCACCUUCCCAAUCUACUCUGCAAUCUUUGCUUCUCUCUCUCCUGCACCAGAUUGCGCUCAGGGGUAGCUGACGGCGCUCUAUAGUAACUUCAUUGGCUUCGAAGGGCUUCCAUUGUUGUCCUAUCUUUGGGAAGAUCAAAUGUAUUAAUUUAUUCUUCAUAGAUUCUUGCAUCUACAGAUCGUGAUUCGUGCAGAGAAUUCUGGAGGCUGGACUAUGUACAGACUGACUCUGCUGUGAGCCCGCCUCCCCGUUUUAACGAGGAUCAACCAUAGCCCACAUCUACUAAACUAAAAUGUCAGGUCUUGAAGGGUUUGGCACUCACGAUGAAAUUAGAGAGAGGAGGUUGGAUUUUGAGUACUCUGAAGAUGAAAGGCGGCGGUCCAAAAUUGGAACACUCAAAAAGAAAGCAAUAAAUGCUUCAUCUAAGUUCACUCAUUCUCUUAAGAAAAGAGGGAAAAGGAAAAUCGACUAUAGGGUUCCACCUGUUUCCAUUGAAGAUGUGCGAGAUGCACAGGAGGAAACUGCUGUCCUAGAACUGCGUCAAAAACUAUGUGAGAGAGGAUCGUUACCUACUAGGCAUGAUGACUAUCAUACAUUGUUGAGGUUUCUGAAAGCUAGGGAUUUUAACAUUGAGAAGACUAUCCAGAUGUGGGAGGAAAUGCUUACAUGGAGAAAAGAAUAUGGGGCAGAUUCCAUCCUUGAGGAUUUUGAAUUUGAAGAGCUUGAAGAAGUACUGCAGUAUUACCCACAAGGUUAUCAUGGAGUCGAUAAGGAAGGAAGACCAGUGUACAUUGAGAGACUCGGGAAAGCUCAUCCAAGCCGGCUCAUGCGCAUAACAACAAUUGAUCGGUAUGUGAAAUAUCAUGUCCAAGAGUUUGAGAGGGCUCUGCUGGAGAAAUUUCCUGCAUGUUCCAUUGCAGCGAAGAGACGGAUUUGUUCGACAACAACAAUAUUGGAUGUACAGGGCUUGGGAAUGAAAAACUUCUCACCUACUGCUGCGAAUCUCUUGGCCACUUUGUCAAAAAUAGAUAACAAUUACUAUCCUGAGACUUUACAUCGGAUGUAUAUCGUGAAUGCUGGCACUGGUUUCAAAAAGAUGCUUUGGCCUGCUGCUCAAAAGUUUCUUGAUGCCAAAACUUUAUCAAAGAUACAGGUUCUUGAACCCAAGUCUUUACACAAACUACUUGAGGUCAUUGACUCUAGUCAACUACCAGACUUUUUGGGAGGAUCAUGUACGUGUCCUGUAGAGGGUGGAUGUCUUAGGUCUAACAAGGGUCCAUGGAACGAUCCUGAUAUCAUGAAGCUGGUACAAAAUUCGGAGGGAACAUUUGUGAGGCAAAUCACAAGAGUAUCCAGGGACCACCAGAAUUUUGGCCCUCACAUUCAGCUACGCCCGCUGAAGGGAAGAUUUAGUGAUACGUCAACAGCUGAAUCAGGUUCUGAUAUUGAUGAUCCCUGUUCUCCCUUGGGACAGAGGAGUUCUACUUAUUCUCGUUUAGAUCCAGUUCAUGAAGAAGUCAGGGUAUUAGAAUCCAAUGCAUGCUAUAGUUGUGAUGAUAGCACCAUUCCUGCUGCUGAGAAAGCGGUCAAAAGUGAUAAAUGUCGCCAUAACGAGGAUCAGCCUCUUCAAAAUGCUGAUAUGAGGAAUAUUGCUCGCAGGGGAAAUUCAGAAGGCACUUUGCUCAGGCAUUGGUUCAACAUUUUUAAGGAGAAAAUAGAGAGAAGGGAUUUCUUCUAUGUGGCAAGAGUUCUGUUAUCUUUCUUGGAUAAGCUUGUUGCGUACUUCUGUGGUCUAAAAUUUGAAGUUUGGAGAUCUCAGAACAGUGUUUCCCCACCCGAUCCUGUCGAACAUAACACCAAUAACCCAUCACCAGCAGUGGGAGCAGGUGAUGAAAGGGAUCAUAAUUUUCCUCAUGAACAAUAUGAACAGCGUCUUCAGAAACUAGAACAAGCGUUUGAGGAACUUAGCAAAAAACCUACUGAUAUGCCUCUGGAGAAGGAGGAAAUGCUAAUGGAAUCCUUAGAUAGGAUUAAAUCAGUUGAGUUUGACCUUGAAAAGACGAAGAGGGUACUACAUGCCACAGUGAUGAAGCAACUUGAGAUUUCUGAGUCGGUGGAUAACUUGCAGGAAGCAAAGUGUCGACAAAGAAGAUUGUUCUGUUGAAUUGACAUCAAGAUUGCAGGCAGGAGUCCGUGACAUCUCAGCCUUAGUCUCGUUUCAUUAAAAAUACACUUUGACUUGUUACAAACUCUCUCACGGAACAAGGUUUGAGGCAAAGUGACCGUGCACGCCGUUCAAGCAUUAUCGGUGGCUGUGUCGUACACUUGGAAGAGACAGACGUGAACCUAUUGGGAUGCGGCCCCUUUGUUUAUUGCAAAAAAUGCUUCAUUUCCCACUACAUCCUUUGAUAGUUGAGAAAAGAAGGCGAAUACAAAAGCUCUAUAGAGCUGAGAAUUUUUUCUUUUUAAUGCCCUUUGGAGAAUUUUGAUCACAAGACACUGUUUCAAGGAUACAUUUUAGUGACACUGACCCGUAAAGGGGAGAGUAAAAGGUUAAAAAAAAACAAAAGAUUGGGGGUGGUAGUGUUUAGGCAUCUCGGAGGGCCCAAGAGAGUGGGGACAUGAGAAUAUGUACAUAAAUGUUCUAGAUAUGUGCAUUAAUCAGCUUGAGAAAGCCAUGUGUCUUAAAUAUUGAAUGUA